ACAUUCUAUUCUACUUCAGCCUUGGUCUUGCUCCUAUACCCCUUCUGAGCCGGACACUCGUUACUUUCUGAGCUUGAUAUCAUCCAUCAUCAUUCACAUAUUUUCUACAUCUAUACUCCAUAUAUGUUUUUGGUCGUGUUUAACCAUACCAUGAAACUGAUAAUGUUAACUUCUAGUCCCCUCGCUUUUUCCCACGAUUUCUUUCUUGUACCAGCCUUGGUCAUCCAUCUAUUCACUUCACAUACUACAAUACAUAUCAAUGUCGGUUCGCUUCUCAUCCUGUACUAUACUAUACUAUUAUCAUCCUGGAUCUUUGAUCAGAUCUAUGCUCUAGAGCAGUAGUUAGUUACCUUCUAACUAAUCAGAAUUCAAUGAGACUGAAGAAUCACGUUCA
This is a messenger RNA of Talaromyces proteolyticus, 394 nucleotides long. RefSeq lists its product as uncharacterized. The record is from RefSeq and is a predicted model, not a curated record. Lineage: Eukaryota; Fungi; Ascomycota; Eurotiomycetes; Eurotiales; Trichocomaceae. The transcript has a single exon. The coding region runs from base 124 to 342 and encodes 72 amino acids.